AUGGAUCCAAACAUCCAAGGUUCUUUCCUGUUCAACAAUCAGUUUCCCACUGAGCUGAAGGCACCAGUAUGCCAAUACUCAGUACCAAACUCUUUCUACAAGCUCAACGCGGGCCUUAGCAGCCAGCUGCCUGCAGGGACCCCUCAUGGCAUCAGUGAUAUUCUGAGUCGCUCCAUGGUGGGGAUGGGCGCCACGGGCACCGCUACCACCCUAUUGCCUGGUUACUCCACCGUUGGGGGGUUCGGCCCUCCUGUCUCUAGCACAUCCAUGUACUACAACCGAGAGUACAGCUCCACCCUGAACGGGUUCACCAAGUCUGGUGCCGAGUGCCCAAUGAAGGGUCGUACUGUAAGCUGCUGGGCCGAUAGCGGCUGCGACUGGAGAGGAGGCAAGCAGCAGUGCGCCAACACUGGUCCACUCGGGGACAUGUCAGGUCGGAAAAAACACACUCGACCGACCUUCAGUGGACAUCAGAUAUUUGCUCUGGAGAAGACCUUUGAGCAGACCAAGUACUUAGCCGGGCCGGAACGAGCCAGACUGGCUUAUUCUUUGGGCAUGACUGAGUCUCAAGUCAAGGUUUGGUUCCAAAACCGGCGCACCAAGUGGAGGAAGAAGAGCGCCUCUGAGCCGAGCUCCACACAAACCCAAGCGGGGCCAGGCGGGGAGAUCUCAGACAAUGAAGUGGAGGAUGAAGAGUACAACAAGCCUCUGGACCCAGACUCAGAUGACGACAAGAUCCGGUUGCUACUGCGCAAACACCGCAGAGCUUUCUCAGUCCUGCGCCUCGGGCCUCACCACAUCUGACACAUGCUCAUAUUCAUGCUGUUCAGCUGACAUGCAUGCAAGUCUUGAAUGAAUGCAAGCUCAUAGGAGGACACGUGCAGAAUGACAACAAAAAAAAUGCAACCAUAAAGCUCAGACGUGUGUUUAUCAGAUAUUAUGCAUUAAGUAUUUCCAUAUGUGAAGACGAAUAUGAUACAAUAAAAAUAUUUAAAUAAUUUUCUGCUUGUUUGCUCUAUAUUAGCAAAACAGGAAGUGUCCACCCAAGUGUGGCCUGUAUAUAAAAAAACAACAAUAAAGUAA
Molecule: messenger RNA, 1083 nt
Organism: Doryrhamphus excisus (bluestripe pipefish)
Lineage: Eukaryota; Metazoa; Chordata; Actinopteri; Syngnathiformes; Syngnathidae
Gene: nkx6-3
Product: NK6 homeobox 3
Biological process (GO): cell differentiation; regulation of transcription by RNA polymerase II
Cellular component (GO): nucleus
Molecular function (GO): DNA-binding transcription factor activity, RNA polymerase II-specific; RNA polymerase II cis-regulatory region sequence-specific DNA binding
Source: RefSeq, a predicted model, not a curated record